Messenger RNA from Fimicolochytrium jonesii, 752 nucleotides. Its product is annotated as Alpha/Beta hydrolase protein. The record is from RefSeq and is a predicted model, not a curated record. NCBI's taxonomy places the organism in Eukaryota, Fungi, Chytridiomycota, Chytridiomycetes, Spizellomycetales, Powellomycetaceae. Bases 32 to 628 code for a protein of 198 amino acids. The transcript has a single exon.
CUUACCCCUCAUCGCCCGCAUUAACAGAACAAUGAACAAUAUGCACGUCGAAACCUACGCCCCAACCACCGCCACCGCACCCCCUCGCUCAACUCUCAUACUCAUUCACGGCGGCGCCCUGUCACAUCGCAUGUACCGCACAACCACACCCUUCCUCACCUCCCUUGGCUACCCAAUCUCAGCGCCCGACCUCCCAGGCCACGGCGCCUCUGCCUCCCUCCGCCCCUUCUCAUUCGCCUCCUCCACCGCCCAUAUCCACGAGUACAUUCAGUCUCUACGCGCCGCGACACCCGGAGGGAAGAUUGUGCUUGUGGGAAUAAGCCUGGGCGGACAGGCUGUUUUGGACCUUAUUGCCCACCACCCGGACGCUGUUGACGCGGCUGUGGUAUGCAGCGCGAGUAUCCACCCCCCAUCUGACCCGUCCCACCCGACGGCGAUGCCAAAGAUGCCGAGCGAUCAAGUGCCUUCUCUCUUCUCCGAACUGAAGACUAGCGGUACAGCCUUGACGCAAUUGAGGUCGUCAGGCAUUGCCCCACCUUUUAUUUGGUGGGAGAAACAUCACCGUUACAACCGGGGAAGAAUCCUCGCGACGCGUUUUCCCGUCAAGCGUUGUUUCGCCGCGCACUGACAGUUUGACAGCUGGGAGCACUGAAACAGCGCAUUUUGUGGAGUACGGUACCAUCAGCCUUCUGAAACCGGAAGUUGAAGUAGUGUGGAGUGCUUGCCGUGUUAUAUUGCAGGAUUUCUCAGAC